UGAGACCCGGGCCCCCACCGCAUCCUGUUGCAGCCCUGCCAGAGAAGGAAGCAGAAUCUGGGGUCCGGUGUGACCCGCCCGUCCCGCCCGGGGGUGAAGCAAGGCCUUCCCUACCUCCUGCCCCAGCAGAUAAAGGCGGCCCCGCCCGCCAGCCGCGAGCUCCUAGGCAUCCCUCCGCGCCCCGCCCGCCAUGUGCCGCCGCUGCGCGCUGCUCACCUGGGCCCUCUUCGCUCUCCUCGGCCUCGGCCUCGGGGCGCCUGGAGAAGAAGCCCCAGGCUCCUGCUGCCCCAUAGUGCCCCGGAGGGAAUGGAAGGCCCCCGCGUCCAAGUGCGGGGAGAAGCUACAACACCCCGUGCGCUACGUGGUGGUGUCGCACACCGCGGGCAGCCACUGCGACAGCCCGGCCUCGUGCCUGAAGCAGGUGCAGAACCUGCAUACCUACCAUUCGAGGACGCUGAACUGGUGUGACGUGGGCUACAACUUCCUGAUUGGAGAAGAUGGGCUCGUGUAUGAGGGCCGGGGCUGGGACAUCAAGGGCGACCACACGGGUGUCACCUGGAACCCCAUGUCCAUUGGCAUCUCCUUCAUGGAGCGGUCACCCCCACCCCGGGCCCUCAGGGCUGCCCAGAGUCUGCUGGCUUGCGGUGUGGCUCAGGGAGCCCUGAGCCCCACAUACGAGGUCAAAGGACACCGGGAUGUGCAGAGGACGCUCUCUCCAGGGGACCAACUCUAUGAAAUCAUCCGGACUUGGCCGCACUACCACGAGUGAGGCCCCGUCUCCCCCUACACCCAGAAACCCCACCGCCUCUCCCCUCCAAUAAAGAUGCAGCUCAAACUGUGUUCCUGUGUCCCACCCUGUGCCCCCCUCUCCCUCUCUACCUCCCACCAGACCCCCGCCCUUCCCACCCAGCCCUCUGUCCUCGCUGGUGCUUAGAACCCAGAGGCCCCGACCCUGAACCAAGACCCGAGAUCCCAGCUUAGAAGCAACAUCAUAGC
This is a messenger RNA of Acinonyx jubatus (cheetah), 996 nucleotides long. It is a transcript of the gene PGLYRP1, whose product is annotated as peptidoglycan recognition protein 1. NCBI's taxonomy places the organism in Eukaryota, Metazoa, Chordata, Mammalia, Carnivora, Felidae. The record is from RefSeq and is a predicted model, not a curated record. Gene Ontology annotation, biological process: detection of bacterium; innate immune response; defense response to Gram-positive bacterium. The transcript is spliced from 3 exons. Gene Ontology annotation, molecular function: zinc ion binding; N-acetylmuramoyl-L-alanine amidase activity; peptidoglycan immune receptor activity. Bases 191 to 769 code for a protein of 192 amino acids.